Messenger RNA from Fukomys damarensis (Damara mole-rat), 3353 nucleotides. It is a transcript of the gene Churc1, whose product is annotated as churchill domain containing 1. The transcript is spliced from 4 exons. Lineage: Eukaryota; Metazoa; Chordata; Mammalia; Rodentia; Bathyergidae. Gene Ontology annotation, biological process: multicellular organism development; positive regulation of DNA-templated transcription; fibroblast growth factor receptor signaling pathway. Gene Ontology annotation, molecular function: zinc ion binding. The record is from RefSeq and is a predicted model, not a curated record. Bases 69 to 407 code for a protein of 112 amino acids.
UCCCUCCGCUCUCGCGAGGCUUUGUAUCCCGGAAGUAGUGGAGGACGUUCUGGGUCAACCGCGUCGCCAUGUGUGGGGACUGUGUGGAGAAGGAGUAUCCCAACCGGGGUAACACUUGUCUGGAGAAUGGGUCUUUCUUACUGAACUUUACAGGCUGUGCAGUGUGCAAUAAGCGGGAUUUUAUGUUGAUCACAAACAAAUCCCUAAAAGAAGAAGAUGGAGAAGAAAUAGUUACCUAUGAUCAUCUGUGUAAGAAUUGUCAUCAUGUAGUGGCCAGGCAUGAGUAUACAUUCAGUAUCAUGGAUGAAUUCCAGGAGUAUACCAUGCUGUGUCUGUUAUGUGGCAAAGCUGAAGAUACUGUCAGUAUUCUCCCUGAUGACCCUCGGCAAAUGACUCUGCUAUUCUAAGACUUCUCCACCUCUGUUGUGACUCUGUUGGGUUGGUUCACCAAUACAGCAAGCCUGAUGGUUUGUCUCAAAAAAUGUUCCUUGCAUAUUUUCUUUCUUGCUUAGGCUCACAAGUGCUUUGAAAGAAAAAGUGAUUAAGGGAUUGUGGUUUCCUCCAGCUGAGUCCUAAUAUUGAAGUUCCCAGUGUACAUCAGUGUGGCCAGACUGAAACAUGUUUGUUAGCGGUUUUUUGUCCAGAAAAGAAUUAGAAUGAAUGUACACUUAGUGUCCAGACCUUGAUUUCUCAUGAAAAGAACCAGGACUCCUUAGGAGAAUGACUGGUGAAGUGGGGCAGGAAAUAUGUAAGAUGAGCCUGAAGCAUCUUGGGCCCCCAAAAAUUGAAGUGCUAAAUUUUUUUUUAAUCAGUGGAUGAGGGUAUGUCGAACAAAGGGGACAAGUGAAGGAACUCCCAGUGACUAAAGCUGGAGCUGAGACAGACAGAAACACCUGACUCCUUCAUUUUUCCCUGUGCUGGCUGGAAGGGGGACAUGACUUGGCUGGUGGCCAACUUGCUUUUCCCCCUCGCUUCCCUUUGCUCCUCUGUGCACCCCAGUGGACUGGGACAGUUUGCUUUGGUGUCCUCUUUGGCUAAUCUAGUGGUAUCCUUGCUGACUAUCAAACCACCAUUCUCCAGUCCAGCGUGAGUGCUGCCAGGCAGUGUGGUGCUCCUUCCCCACGCCUACCACUUCUAUGAUACUGAAGAAUAGAGAGGGUACCCUGGAGUGGCUAAGAGCAGGAAGGGAGGGACCUGGGCCCCAUGAAUGCUAUGCGUACCCAGCAUUCAUAGCAUGCUUUUAGCCCUCACCUUCACUGAAAUAGGCUCGCAAGCUGCUGUAUAAGCAGCAUUCCCCAGCCCCUUCUGAGGUGAUCUGGAAAACACAGGCCCUCUUAAAGACUUGCUUUAGUUUUCCUGUAAAUAUGCUCAGGAUUUAUUUUUUGGGUAUAAUGGGCUCCAAAAGUCCUAUAAAUUUAUUUGAGAUUUUUAUCUUGAGUAAUAUGGACAGAGCAGUCAUUUCCAAUGAAAGACAUAAAACCAGAGCUCUUCACACCAUGGAGCUCCAGAGACCAGCAGCCAACAAAGACCAGUAGAGUCAGCUGUGGUGUCCAGCACAGCUGGCAGUGGCAGUAACCAGCAGCUGGCCGUGUUGACUGUUGGUAUCCAGCAUCAUCUGGUGACAACAAGGCUGCUAGCAGAGCUGCACUUUGCCAAUUCACAAUUUCCAUCUGAAUCAAACAAAAGAACCUUAGGUUGGUUGGAAAUGGAAUGAUUUGAAUAACAAAGUAAAGUGGGACUAGAUUUAUAACCUGAACCAUAUAGUAAAUAUGCAUGAGUUCAGGCUGACGAAUGAAUGAGUGGAUAGAUGAAUGAAUAAAUGGGAGAGAGUAAACGAAUCUGUGUAGAAUUCCAAAUGAUUUCCAUAGAUAAUCCGUACUACUACUAAUAAUCCCAAGGAGAUGGGCUGUGUAUAGUGACUGGUUUUCAAAGAGUAGAAAGGAGAGCCAGGGAUUUAGCUCAGUGGUGCCACCACCUGCCUCACAAGUGCAAGGUCCUGAGUUUGAUCCCUGUACCCCCCCCCAAAAAGAAUCACAAGAGUAAAAAAGAGAAAAAGUGACUUGACAAUGAAGAAACCUGAUAAUAGCUUGGCCAGGAGGUGACAUCACCAAUGUAAGGCAUUUUGGUAGCAGGUACCCUUGAUAAGAGUGGCAUUGUACCCCUGUGGUCUUCUAAAAAGCUUUAAUCCCAGUCAUGAGAAAAAACAUACAAAUCCCAAUUGAGCCACAUUCUGCAAAAUAUGUGACCAGUACCCCUCAAGACUAUCAAGGUCAUCAGAAACAAGGAAAGUCUGAGAAACUGUGAGGCAAGAAGAGUGUGAGAAGAUAAUGACAUCCUAAAUGGGACCCUGCACCAAAAAAAAAAGGAAAUCUGGAUAAAGUAUGAACUUGUUAAUACUGUAUAAAUGAGUAGACUGACUUCAAAGGAAUCUCUAGCAUUUAGGCCUCUUUGCUAUUUGGAAACAGUACAACCAUUAUGCAUAGCAUUACUCUGGACUUCAUUGUCCCGUUUCUAUAAAUUUGGGCUGCUAUUCUCCUUUCAUAGUAAUGUUAGAAGAUCCAGAUGCAUUAAUAAAUGUUAAAUACUUUGGAAAGCAUAUAAAGCACAAAUUCAGUGGGGUGGCUUGAGUUCUUCAGAAUUAAAGUCAAGCAGUAGAAACAAAAUUGUUUCCUUUUCAUAUUCAAAAGAUUUGGAAGUUUUGAGCUAAAGCUUUGCUUAUAUGGGGAAAAAAUGAGUGAAAGCUGGGCAUGGUGCAGGCCUGUAAUCCUAGCAUUUGGGAGGUUGAGGCAGUAGGAUUGCCCAAGAUCAGGGCCAGCCUGGGCUACGAUAAUGAGCUCCAGUCAACUGUCAUGCUUGGGAAAAACAUGUUUUUGGACCCCAUAGCAAAGAGCCAUUGAAAAGGUCGUUAAGACCGCAGAAGAAAGGAAUAAACUAAGUAAAUGAGAAAAUGCCUCCUAUUGAUACUGAUAUACCAGUCUACGGUGAUCAUCUAGAAAGUAAUGAACAUCUUAAGAGUUCAUUAUCUAUGUGUGGGCUUAAUUAUAGAGAGGUGGUGUGUGGCCAUGUGGAAAAGAUGGUGGCCUUCCAUUUCAAGUAAGCAGGAUUGGUCACAAAAUAAAAUUGCUGAAGUAAAUACAAAACAAGAAAUUCUCAAAGAAUGCAGAGGAAAAGGCCAAAGAAAUUAAACUGAGAAAAGAAGAGAAAAGGAGAAAUGUAGAGGGCCUGUGCAGGAGAUAGACUCUAUGUGUAAUAGGAAUACCUGAAACAGGACAAAGCAAAUGAAGCUGAAACUGUAAUUAAGGAACUAAUUGAAGAAAACUGUCCAGCGCUGAAGAACAAAGUAGGCCUGCAAA